Cuscuta campestris is the source of this 1760-nucleotide messenger RNA. NCBI's taxonomy places the organism in Eukaryota, Viridiplantae, Streptophyta, Magnoliopsida, Solanales, Convolvulaceae. The record is from the annotation of a GenBank genome assembly.
CGAAUCGAUAGCUCGAACGGAAGACAAAUCAACGAAAUCCAACGAACAACGGGUCAAAUUGAGUCAAAACACGAAAUCGACCAAUCAAUCCGGCGUGGAGAUUAAUCUACCGGCGAUAUCAACCCGGGCAGCGGCUGGAUGCGGCGACGGUGACGGACGCCGGCGACUGUGGCGGAGCGGCAACUCGACGGCGUACAGUGGCGGCGCUGCAACUCGACGGCGAUGAGCAGCGACUGGCGGCGCUGCAACUCGACGGCGAGGGAAGACGCCGGUAGUGGAGGCGACGUCCAGCGUUCGGCGUGGCGGCGCUGCAACUCGACGGCGAUGAGCAGCAACUGGCGGCGCUGCAACUCGACGGCGAGGGAAGACGCCGGUAGUGGAGGCGACGUCCAGCGUUCGGCGUGGCGGCGCUGUAACCCGACGGCGCUGGACGACCGACGCGGGCAGUGCAGGCGACGAACGGCAACACGACGAGAAAUUGGAGAGGGUCAAUCAACCUCUAGGCACCCGCUUUUUGAUGGCACCAACUACACAUAUUGGAAAGAGCGGAUGAGGAUUUAUAUCCGCUCAACCAAGUUCCAGUUGUGGUUGGUCAUCAAAAACGGCGAAGAAACGUCAAUGAAGAAGGUCGAUGAAAAACUCAUCCCAAAGACCGAAGACGAAUUUGAUGCCGAAGACAUCAAAAAAGUGGAGAACUGCGCCAAGGCAAUCAACAUGCUGUACUGUGCGGUCAAUCCUGAUGAUUAUCGCAAGAUCUCUUGCUGCACAACGACAAAAGAAAUGUGGGACAAGCUGGAAGUCACAUAUGAAGGUACGGACCAGGUUCAGGAAGCCAAAAUUGACUUCCUAACGCAGGAGUACGAGAUGUUCAGGAUGAAGGAGCACGAGAAGAUUGACGAUAUGUUCGACCGUUUCUCCAAGAUAGUCAACGAUGUUCAUGCAUUAAAGAAGACGUACACCGACAGGGAUCUUGUGCGAAAGAUCCUACGGAGCUUGACAUCCGAAUGGCGAUCCAAUGCCGAUGCCAUCUAUGAAUCAAUCGGCACAUCAAAUGUCACCAUCCAUGGCCUAAGAGGUAAUCUAAAAACCUAUGAAUCGACUAUUCUUAAUCCGUCUUUGAAUGACCAAAGGAAAGGGAUAGCACUAAAAGCCGUCAAAGAAUCAACGAUGGAUGAUUCAAGUGACGAUGAUGAAGUCAAGCUUGUCAUGAAGAAGUUCUGCAAACUUCUAAGAAAGAAAGAAAAGGUUGAGGAUGGCCCUGUGUGCUAUGGAUGUGGAGAAGCCGGGCACAUCAAGAACAAAUGCCCGAAAAGCGGAAGGAAUGCUCGACACUUCAAAAGGCAAAGGGCAGCCUUGAAGGCCCAAGUCGAAUACUUGGCCAAAGAAGUGACUAAACUUACCAAGAUAAAACUUAAUGCACUACAAGGAAGUGAUCAUGAGGAUGACUCUAGCACUAGUGGCAUCACCAAAGCUAGGGCUCCCGUCCAUGAAGGAAUAAGUAAAGAGAGUAAGGGAAAGAAGAACACCGAGAUUUAUACUGGUUCACCACCUCGUGGCUAGUCCAGUCCUCCGAGAGACUCUCUCGAAAGUCCUACUAAUCUUCAAGCUUCAACGGGUGCUUGAAAAGCGGUACAACUUGAGAACUUGAAUCACACAAGCCUCACUUUCUUACAACAACAAGACUUGAGUCACACAAGUCUUUUGAACAACACUCAAAUGAGAUUGAGUUUACAACACAAGAAUGAAAGCUCACACAAUUG